Messenger RNA from Acanthochromis polyacanthus (spiny chromis), 3043 nucleotides. RefSeq names its product serine protease 23 (gene prss23). Gene Ontology annotation, molecular function: serine-type endopeptidase activity. Gene Ontology annotation, biological process: proteolysis. The transcript is spliced from 2 exons. The record is from RefSeq and is a predicted model, not a curated record. NCBI's taxonomy places the organism in Eukaryota, Metazoa, Chordata, Actinopteri, Pomacentridae. Bases 1286 to 2503 code for a protein of 405 amino acids.
ACUGGGAUGGUUAAAAUGGCCAAUUUCUUUGCAUUAAUAAAGGUGAGAUUCACAGUCCAGGUGUUAAAUGACUAUUCAGAAUGAACGUUGGGAUGAAGUGAUGGUAGAGUAUUUAAAAGUUGACAGUGUGCUCCAUACAGUUUCUGGCCUUCAUCAUCUCAUUAAUCAUCUUCCCAGUUAUAUUUUAAAGAACAUGUGUGCUUGCUUACAUAUGUUACAGGGAUCUGACCUCCAUCUGACUUGCUUGAGACACUUGUGCACUGCAAAGACAUUCUGUAUUUUCCCAUUUAAAUGCAGUACAGUAACUGGUAACGUUUGUAUUUUCACUGCUUUUCCCCCUUAAAGAUGCACUAUAAUCUCAAGUUGCUGCGGCAGCACCAAGAUCAACUGCCUCCCAUCAUCUUCGCUCCAGUUUCAUGUUGUUACAUUUGUCUUUGCCUGCGGUUUUCACUGGAGAAACUGUUUCAACACUGAAGAAGACUCUGAAAACACAGUUAUUUCAUUCGUCUUACAUAUCAAAACUUGGGUUACACCUGUCUUUGCAGAGCUUGUGUGACAUUUGGGUGACACUUACCAUACCUAAGGAGGUGUGCAAUAUGUCAGCUUGAUAAAAUACACAGUUUACCUCAGUACUUGUCCACACGCCAAUUUUCCACUUAAGAUGAUCUGUAGCUGGUGUGCUGUCUGCCACAGCUGUCAUGUAUCUGACACGUCCACAUUUUGGAAGUGAAUUUGUACUUUUCCUGCUUACAGGAGCUCUUUGUUGCAUCUCUGCCUCUAUUGCAGUGCUGCAUGGGGCAGCUCAAAGGUGUGCGGACAGGCCCCACCCUGUCUUUUGUUAGGAAUAAUGCUCUGUUUUGCCGCCCUGCCUCGACUUGUUUCUUUUCACUUUUUGCACACCUGCUCUGUUCGUGCCAUGAGUGCCUCGGGAUCCUCAGCCUUUAGAGGGGAUCAAGUAUCUCCUCUUCCCUGCUAAUCUGCCCUGAAACCCUUGUGAAGUAGUUAAUGUUUGAUGGAAAACGCCUCCUUACUUUACUGAGCUUUAACAAAUAUUUGAUUGGAGAGUUGUUGCUGUAACCUGCUAUCACAUUUCUCCUCCCUGACCACUGAGCUGUGUUCUGGCUGGGGCACUUUGCUCCCUCUUUAAUUGAACCUUUCUAUGGAAUUUCUGACUUUUUGUACCAAACAGACAUUAAAAUACUUGUUUGCUUCAUCGGGCUGAUCCUAUUUUCCUGGUAAUCUAUAUUGUAGGAACAAGAGGCUCAUUGUUAACUCGCCACGCCAGAUGAAAUUCAGGACUGUGUUGCAACAUUACAGUUUGCAAGCUGACCUCUCUCGCAUAGUGUUUUCCGUCACCACGAUGACGCCACAUGAGAGCUUCCUCAGAACUCACCUGCUCCUCCAGCUACUCCCCCUCUCCCUGUCCGUCCUCCACCCUCCUCACCAUCUUCCCGUCCACCUCCCCACGCUGGUCCCUCACACUCCGACGCCUCUCACCCGAUCUCGCUUCAGCGCUCAGACUCAGCUGGACUUCACCACCCACUGCAACUCCAGCUGCUUCCACAGAGAGCAGGAGGACCAGCUGUCUGAGAAACUGGCCUUUGAGACGCUGUAUGCCGACGGCUCCCGCACCCUCACGACGGUGGACGUGGAGGAUGAUGAUGAGCUUGAAGGAGACGCACUCCACCUGCGUCACCCGUCACCCAGCAGAGUCCUGGGAUGGAAGCGCAGGCACAAACGUGUGAGGCGGCAGAUCUACGGAGCAGACGGCCGCUUUAACAUCCACGGAGACAACUUCCUGUUGGACUACCCUUUCUCCACAGCCGUGCGGAUCUCCACUGGCUGCACCGGCGUCCUCGUGUCUCAGCAGCACGUCCUCACAGCUGCUCACUGUGUACAUGAUGGGAAGGAUUAUGUCAAUGGGGCGCGGAAGCUCAGGGUGGGCUUCCUGAUCCCUCCGUCCAUCAACGGCACCAAAACCGGCCUCACCUCUGCCAAGAAGCCUGUGGUUCGCUGGGUGCGAGUGAAACGCACCCGUGUGCCAAAGGGCUGGAUCCAGGGCCCUCAAGAGGUCAGCAUGGACUUUGAUUACGCCCUGCUGGAGCUGCGUUGGCCUCACCAGCGCCCAUUCAUGCGGCUCUCAGUGGCUCCUUCCUCUGAUGAUCUAGCGGGGAACCGCAUCCACUUCUCUGGUUUUGACAGCGACCGGCCCGGGGAGCUGGUGUACAGAUUCUGUCCGGUGGAAGAGGAGUCCAGCAACCUGAUAUACCAGCACUGUGAUGCCAGACCUGGAGCCAGCGGCUCAGGUGUGUACGGACGAGUGUGGGACAACAGCUUAGAGCGCUGGGAGAGGAAGGUCAUUGGCAUUUUCUCAGGACACCAGUGGCUGGAAAUAGACGGAGAGAACCGUGAUUAUAACGUGGCCGUGCGCAUCACUCCUCUGAAGUUUGCUCAGAUUUGUUACUGGGUGCAUGGAAACCGACUAGACUGUGUCCAGGACUGACAAAGCAUGAAAACACAAGAAUGCAAGUGAACAACAGAGUAUCACCCUCAGUGACCUAACAGCAAAGCAGGUCUAAUUCUCGCCUGUAUUUAAUUUACUGCCUGUAACCUCUGGGCCCAUUAAGCCAAUCUGCCUGUGAGAUCAUCACUACGGCAUCUUUUAAUAAGUUUUAGCCCGCAGUCAGAUUAAUAACGCAGUCAGUGUUUCCACAGAAGCCACUUUUUACAAGAGGGAAAGAAACACUUUUCCUCAUGUGUCAGUAGCAGCAGAUUAUUUUCCAACUGGGGACAACCGUAAUCUACUGAGGAUGUAUUUUCAUCUUUCCUGCUCUCUCUCUGGGAACAUGUUUUGGUAUUUUGAUAGCUCUUCGAGGAUCAUUCAGCUGCUUCUGCUCCAAGCUGCAUUCAGACUGUAGCUCACCGCUGCUUUUCAGCCUUCAGCAGACAGAAUAGUCUUCUCAGUGGGGACUGGAGACAGAGUGUUAAUUUUAUUUUUUGAAAAAUGCUUGAUAUAUUUUAAUAAACAGAGAUUUAUAACAAG